Molecule: messenger RNA, 31271 nt
Organism: Podarcis lilfordi (Lilford's wall lizard)
Lineage: Eukaryota; Metazoa; Chordata; Lepidosauria; Squamata; Lacertidae
Source: the annotation of a GenBank genome assembly
CUUCCUUUCGUUUAACUUGCUCUUAUGCUCUGUCCAAACUCAAGUUCACAGCCACAUUGCUCGCUCUGCAUUGCUGCUGCUCUGUUCUCUCCGCUGGCUCUCGGGCGGCUGCAGCAGGAGCAGCUGCUUCAGCAGCAGCUGAAGUCUCAGCUUGCUGCUAACCUGAUCAGCUCAGGAUACAGCUUCUAUGUGACAUCACGGCCAGAUGUUUGGCAAAGCCACACCCCUAUGAGGGUCUGAAGCAAUCCAAGGAGUAAUAACGGACCAGCUCAGUCCUGCCGUCAGAAUGCACCCGGGAGACUGGAGGAACUGCAGGCUUGUUAUUGUGGACAACCUUCAUUAAUUUUGUUUCAGACAAAAAGCUGUUCCGGACGGGGUUUGUUUUGCUUGGUGUUUUCCCUGGAUGCCUUUCCUAUUCAGAAGGAGAGAAACUGGGUGUGACCCAUACAAAGAAAGUACUUUUCAGGGAGCUGUGGAGCCAGCUAUCUCAUUUUCUACAAAAAGGAACUCUCCGGGAGUGUGUAUGUGGGUUUCUUGAAGGUUAACACAAAAGGAAAAAUUGCAGUUGAUUUAUACACCUCAGGAGGCGUGAAAAAUGGCAACAGCCGCCUACUUUGCUGCCGAGUGCCUUGUCUCCAUGUCCAGCCGUGCUGUAAUCCACAGCCCCGUGAGGGAACCGGCCCCUCAGCCGGUUGGGAGAGCUGCCCCCCGCAUCAUCUCAAACAGAGCUGAGAAACCCGAAGUGAAAGAGGUUGGGAGAGACAAUGGAGGUGGGUCCUCAGUGUAUGCUGUGGCCAGCAUUUUAGCUGACCUAAACCAGCAUGUUCCACCAAAGCUUUCCCCGCCUCAGGGGGAGAAUCUUGAGAGCGUUGACAGAGGGGGGGCUUCUCUUUCCCACAAAGAGUUUGGGGAAGAAAGUGUCUUGCUGGCCGGCAAACGUGGAGGAGGCAGAGCAACCACACCUACCAGCUUGGGGGCACCGAGUCAGCCAAGCCCCAGGCAAAGAAGCAGGCGAGGAAGAUGUCGGACUGAGCCUGAAUUACCUCAGAAGAAGCAUAAAUGCCACUAUGCGGGAUGCGAAAAGGUUUACGGCAAGUCGUCCCAUCUGAAGGCUCACCUAAGGACCCACACAGGUAAGUGACUGGCUGGUCUAUUUCCAAUAGCUUUGUUGGGAGGAGAGGGAAGAGAAAUUGGCUGAUGUUCAGGCUCCCAGGACUGAAGUCUGGGACAAGUUAAUGAGAAAAACGGUAAACCUAAAAACUUACAGUGCAGCUCUUGUUGCUUCUGUAACAGGUAGUUCAGCCAAGCCUGUCCUUAAUGAACACAGAAGUGUAACUGUGACCUGCUGCCCUCCUUUCUUCACUAUCUCUGCUCCCUCCUGCUCCCUCCUUAACCCAUGCCCUAUUUCCAGGCAUUGUUUCAGUUUCCUCCACUUAUAGCCAGCAGAACAGCCCCUUCUAGGAAAAGGAGCAUGUGGGUGUUGUUGCUAUUUGGUUGUUUGUUUUGCAGUGAUGUGGAGACGUGGGGUAUUUUGGUGCUCUCUAUAUUGUAAGUACUGUCUUUCGGUACUGUCUACAUUUCUAUGGUUUCUGUGCAGCGAACCUUCUGGUAUCGCAAGCUAUACUGAGACCCAAUCUGUUAAAAGGUGGCCUAGAAAUUAAAAGAAUGAAAAGGAGAGAGGGACACAUUGAUCAGAAUCCAUAACGGGGCACCCAAGAGCAACCAACACAGAGAGUAGAGUGGUUAGUGCUUAAAGCAAAGUGUACCUUGGUGUUUCACAGAACAAAAACUGUCAAUAAUAGUCUCAAAAAUAUAGUCACCUCUUUUCUUCUACAAAUUUUCACAAGGAGGGGGAAAAUCAUCUUGGCAAUACAUUGGCCACAAUGAGUAAAACUUUAAUGCUACAAAGAAUUAUGUGCCUGGCCUCCUUUUCAACACCAACCAUGGCUGGGGCUUAUUGUUUCCACUUUUGCUCUUAUCAAGGGAGCCGCACGUCAGAGUGCAAGGAAGUCAAUGGCAACAGCCAGCCAUUUCUGGGUCCCCCACCUGCUCUCCUUAUUUAAGAGUUGGCACUGCUUUUCAGUUCAUAUGACCAGUGGCUGCUGGUUACACACUUGUAGUUGUGCGGGUUAAUGAUUUUGCAGAAUACAAUGACGACCCAAGGCAGUUUGGUGCCUCCCACAACAUGGAGCACAACCCACCAGGAAGUUCUUCCAUGAAAGACCCUUCAAAAUGGUCAGGAACUGUGCAAGCACAGCCAUGGCCUGCCAUAGGAACUCCCUUUAAUUUCAAGCGGCUGGGAGAACUUCCUGGUGGGUUAUACUCCAUGGGCUGGAUCUGCCCGCCUCUCAUUCUGCCACCUGUAACCACACCCAAGCUGCAGCUGGAGGCGAGGUGAGCUGCUGCCUCACUGUUGAGCUGCUUCUGACGCGCCCUUCCUCCCAUUUUGUAGUAACCUCUGGAAUAACCAACAAACCAGGGCUUUGCUUGGUAAAGGCAUUAAAAACAUGCUUUCCAAAGAACAAGUAACACCACCCUCCAUACUCCUCUAAAAGCAACAGGGCACCUCAGUCCUAAAUGCUUGCUUUAGAAUUAAGUCCCCUUUAUUUGAAAGGGUAUUUCUUCCAAGUUUGCAUCCUUUGAGUUGCCUCUCCUGACACCCUCCCUUACGGGAGCUUUCAUGUUUAAUGAAUAAUAGCUAUCCUCUCUGUUGCUACUCAAAGUUGGCAAAUUGUAGAUGAAUCACGCCACACUCUGCUCUUGCCCAAACUUUUCCUUCGCUUCCUUUAAACAUGGAGACAAAGGGAUUCUAAGCUUGUAAACUGACUGGAAACCGAAGCAGAGGAUGCUGCUGGGAAAACUCCUCUCUUUGAUACGGAGAAGGAGGGCUUGGCAGCUCACGCCUCUGGGGAGAGGGAGGGGAGGAAAGAGCUAGUAGACGUCAUUCAGGAAUGGGCUGGGGAAGUACGAGUCAUAUAGGGACACUGGCUUGCCGCCCUGCUCUCCUUUGUUGUUCUUACUAUUAAAAAAGAAGCUCGCCUCAUUCACUUGUUUCCUUCUGCAAUGCAGGAUUUAGUUGUGCUGUUUGUGUUGCUAGAGCGAGGUGGGAAACAGAGGUGGCAGCGACAGGGCUUGGUUGUAGGAUUGGCUGAAUCCCGAAGGCUUUCAAGCUUCUUUGUUUAACCAUUUCCUACUAAGCCAGACUCCAGAGACAAGAGGAAAACAGGCCUUCCCAAAUUCCCCUUCUUGGCAAGGAGUGGGUCCCUCUUUGAAAACAGUUUGAGGGGGCUAAUAUUCUGUCAGUCCACCCUUCAUAAUAACAAAGCAUUUUGCAGUGGCGCUCAAGGACCAGCUCACAUUAAUUCUAUGCGUGAACAGCUACAAGUCACCUCCCCUUCUGGGCUUUUUUCAUGAGCAGAGAUGUUUCCAAUCAAAUAUUAUUGACAUGGACAGCAGCCUGACAGGUAGAGAAGUGUAUACCAGGUAAAAUCCUCUCUCCCCUCCCCCAGUGUCCAUUUCAUUCAGCUUCAUCCCCAAAGCCCAUGGGGAUGCCUGCACGUAGGACAUGAGAGAAACAUCAGCUGGUAUUGGGAAGAAUGCUGCCUCCAAACAUAAGGAAGAGCAUAGCCAUUGGGGCCAGUAGUCACAAACAGACACCCUCCCUGAAUUUGCCCCAUUCUCUUUUAAAGCCAUCCCUCUUGGCGAUCAUCAUUGCUUCCUGCUGCAAAUUCCAUAGUUUAACUAUCUGCUGCAUGAAGAAUUUCCUUUUAUCUUUCCUGAAUCUUCCAACAUUCAGCUUCAUUGGAUGUCCAUGAGUUUGUGUGUUACGAGAGAGGGAGAUAACUUCUCUCUCUCUCUCCACUUUCUCCCUACCAUGCAUAAUUUUAUAAGCCACUGCCAUGUCUCCUCUUCCUUGUCUUUUCUCUGUAACAGGGGUCGGCAAGGUUUACCUUGCCUGGGCUGGUUCACUCCAGUGGAGAUUCCUCCGUGGGCUGGGUCGUGUGUGCGCAUGAGUGCGCGUGCCCGCAAUUUCCGGCAUCUGCAUCUGCACAGACGCAAUUUCCAGAAUCUGCACAUGCGCAGACGUGAUUUCUGGCGCUGCAGAAGCAAGUCCCUGUGCUGCACUGUGCCGGUUUAGUGCAGCACUCGGGGACUCACCAAGCGGGUGGCUCGGUUCAGGGGCAGCUGGUGGGCCGGUUAAAUGACACCUGUGGGCUGCUUGUGGCCCAUGGGCCUUAGGUUGCCGACCCCUGCUCUAUACUAAGAGUGCUUCUUUGGUCAUAGAAGAGUUGCUCCAUCCCCUUGAUCAUUUGGUUGGUAAAGGUAAAGGUAAAGGACCCCUGGACAGUUACCGUAAGUCCAGUCAAAGGCAAGUAUGAGGUGCAGUGCUCAUCUCUGCUCUCCACAGACAGCUUUCCAGAUCAUGUGGCCAGCAGGACUAGACUGCUUCUGGUGCAACGGAGCACCGAGACAGAAACCAGAGCGCACAGAAACACUGUUUACCUUCCCGCCACAGCAGUACCUAUUUAUCUGCUUGCACUGGCAUGCUUUUGAACUGCUAGGUUGGCAGGAAUUGGAACAGAGCAAUGGGAGCUCACCCUGUCAUGUGGAUUUGAACUGCCAGCCUUCCGAUCAGCCAGCCCAAGAGGCCCAGUGGUUUAGACCACAGCACCACCCAUUCCCCAAGGUGGGAGGUCUUGCUCCAUUUCCAAAAAGUGGCUAAGUUUUGUUGAAGGGCCCUCUGUACUGAAAGGUAGUUUUGGGAUAGAGAGGCAGCGAAUGAAAAGUUUGCAAAAGGGCUGCACUAGAUGCACACCUAUUUCAAUUUUGGGGAUGAAAGCAGAAUCAUGACAAAUGUAAAAACCUACAACACAGAAUGUAUUUUCUAUCAAAUAAGCCAUCCCAAUUGUUAUAAAACUACACAGAAAUUUUCUCCCAGUUCAAACACCCUCCUCCUUCAAUGUCCUCAGCCAUUUUGGAAUCAUAUUGUGAAUAGGAUCACAUUGUGAGGCUCAUGAAUCGGAUUUGGACUUUAAGUGCUGACAUUGCUGAGGGCAAACAAAGCUUGUUUAAAGUGAAUUCUGCUUCCAGGACUGUCCACAUACAUGAUACUAGGAAAUGGAUGUGAAUCAGGUAAAUGAGAACAAAGGAAGUCUAUCUAGAGUAACACUUCACAAAUAGUAGGUGUGACCUUUCAACACUGACAAGAUGUUUGUGAAAAUCACCCCUCCCUUUUUAUAUUCAUCCUACUUUACACAUUAUAGCUACCUGAAAGAGGUCAGCUAAAUUGUGGGACAGCUCCCCAUGUGGAUCAGGCUGUUUUAUCACCACAUUUCAUCAAAAAAAUGUUUCAGGCAAAGUGGAAAGCAAUUCAAAAUACACAGCAAUUGAUCUGUUUCAUGUGGAUGGUUCAGCAUGCAGGAAUAGCUGCCACAAGGAGCGAACUAAAGCGAACAUAAUGUUACAUAACGUUAAUGUGUGAGCUAGCAAAGCAAGAUCUGUUUUGUCAAUAUCCAGCAGAAUUUCCCAAGCAUUCCUCUCACCCUGGUCCAGAAAAAGGGGCCAUAUGUCUUCAGUUAUAUGUCUUCACGUUGCUUGCAGUUGCGCGCCAUCAUGGGACUUGAAGUCUAAUCCUACUGUGUAUGGUUAUGCCAUGCUUUCUAAAUCGAUGGACUGCUUUUAUAUCCCACCUUUGUCUCUCGGGAGCCCAAGGAGGCUCACAUGGUUCUCCCCUCCUCAUUUAAUCUCCACAACAACCCUGUGAGGUAGAUUUGGCUGAGAGGCAAGAGUGACUGGCUCAAGGCUUCAUGACCAAGUGCAGAUUUCAAUCUGGUCUUCAGGGGCCUAGUCUGACACUCUAACUACUGCACUACACUGUCUCUAAUGUAUGAAUUAGUGAAUGAGCAAGAUUGCGAAGUAAUCUUUCAAUGCCAGCUUAAGGUAUAUUUGAUCAUUCAGGCCUUUGGAAGAUAACGGAGAGUGGAAAGCCAUAUGUGACUAUCAGGGCUAUUGCUGAAAUACUGGAAAUAUUUUGCUGCCCAUAAAUAUUCUCAGUGUCCCCCCCCACCCCAAUUUUUAGGAAUUGUAUUUUUUAUUGUGUGUUGUAUUUUACAGAAUUAGUCAUGCAAGCUACCCUGGGGCAGCUUGGAAAAUGAAAUAAAUAAAUAAUCAAGAUCUAAAAAAAGAUUCAAAAGCUAUUUGUUCAAAAGAGAAGGAAUGACAGCAUGAACAGGACCCAGGUAGAUUCUAGCUGAAAUUCUGCUUUGAUGCUUCCACUUUUUGGCGGCUCCCCGAAACAUGCUUGGAUUUGGAUUUCAUAGGGCUCCGGAAAAACAGGCAAUCAUUCAUACUGAGAACUUGAUCUUCAGGAGAGAAGGAAAAUAGUUCACAUUAUGACUGGUGAGAUGGAGCUAAUUUUCUAUUUCUCCAUCUAACAUUUAGCUCAAUACUUCUUACUGUUGGGUUUUUUUUAAAAAAAAUUUUAAAUUUAGCACCAUGUGUCCAGGCUGCCCUACCCACACGCCAUAAUUUGCCUCCCUAAAAUGGUAGGAUGGCAGACCCUGAUGAUCAACCCAAAACUUCAGCUGUUUUUGCCAACUUGGAUUCAGCAUUUGUUGUUUGCGCUGAGGACCUUGGCUCCAAACCACUGCAAAUUUCUGCCUCAAUAAUAUCUACCCCCCGGUGUGUCUCAGUUCCUGCAGGAACAAAGUUGUGAUGGAACAGGGUCACUUACACACCUUGCAAGACCGGAAUAGCUUGUUCAGCAUUUUAUACGCCAGGUGAAAGUUAAGAGGAGCCCUUCAGGCAAAAAGCAGAGGAUCACCUAAUGAUUGAUUACACUCAGACAGAGACAUACGGGACACCUUGUACUUGUUAGAUGUGUGUGUCUCUUUUGUCUUUUUCCUUUGGGCUGCUGUGCUCAUAAAUAGUAGUUUUCCCACUGCAAGUUGAUAAAGAAAUCUAAACUCGCAUGCCGGAAGGGAAAAGAAGAGUGCUGGAGUGAGUGGAAAACUGGGGCUGGGGUGGGUUUGUGCUGCCUUUCUCUGCGAUCACAGAAAAAGAAUAAUAGAGCAUGGCACCAAGCGUGGAAUUCAGUUCACUGAGUAGUCCAACUUCAAUUUAAGAAGGGCCAAGUUUCUAGCCCAUAUACUGAUGAAAUAGAAGUGUAAGAGAAGAAGAACAAGUAGACCUGAAAUGCCUGCUCUACCUCCUCAAAAGUAGAGGAGUGGGGCUCUGUGUUGCUCUCCAACUCCUUCUCAGGACUAGAAUCAAAGAAUUCUUAUACAUCUGCUUAUCUUGCAUAAUCUACGCAGGUUACAGAUACCAUCUUUUUAUAGCACAGAAUUUAGACUGACAGGGCAGAGCACCCUCAGCCCCAGCAUGGAAUUCACAAAGCCUUCAAUAUGAGUAGCUUCUGAUGUCCCUUAGAUCCCACAGCAGCAGGAACUGGGACCUGUUUUGCCAGCCAAAUGAGUGUGUGCUGCCCAUGUGUUCAUAAGCACAAGUUGUUCAUCAUACUUUAACCAUAGUUUACAUUUUCAGGAGUGUACUUAAAAAUCAUUUGUAUAGCUAAAAAAAUAUGGCAUCACGGUACUGGGGGAACUUGAAAUACUUAUUAUAGUUAAUAGAUUUUUUAAGAUACCAUUUACAAAACAGUCUCAAGAUGAGUUACAAGCUACUGUAUAUAAAAAAUACUAAAAUUUAAAAACACUAACACUAACAGACUAUCUUUGACCCCCUGCAAUACUGAAACCCCAUCCUCCCAACCCUCAGCCUGACUCACUUCACAGAGUUGUUGCCAAUAUAAAAAUUACAAUGAAUGCAAAAAUUGGUGGCUGGUGGGGUUGCCUGAGCUUCCUUCCACAAGGCUGACUACAGGAACUAUUGGAAGAGCAACCAUGAUGUUUAGAGAUCACAGUCUGGUGGUGCUUUUAAAUAUAGAAUCAAAUUAUAGCCUUGCAGUCCUGCAGCAUUUUUAUCCUACUGAAGCUCUAGAAAGAACCUAUUACUGUAUUUUUGGGUCUAGGGUAAGCCCCUGGCCCCAUUCUGAGUUUUAGACAAUUAGAGGUGGUAAGGAGGAUGGGCAAUGAGAAAGAGGCCAAGAGGUUUCUGUACCACUCCCAGUACGUUGGGGAUAACAUCUGAAUAACAUUUAGUCACCAACAGCAUUGAGAUGCAGCACCUGACGUGCAGCAUCCGUUCAUAUUUGACAGAAUCUGACAGCUGAUUUGCAGCAGCAUUGAAUAAAAUAUCUGCUGAUUUUCUCCAUUUAAUCAAUUCAUCACUCAGCCAGAAAAUGCUCCAUUGGAGCUGCAGGGAAGGGCAUCAAAACCAGUCAGAAAUCACAUGCUGACAUCAAUGAAAUGUGAAUAGCAAAUAUGAUGGGAAAAUUUUCAGUUUAUAAAACAGAACUCCAACUAGAACAUGUGCCAGAGAUUGAACUAGUUUUGAAAUUUUGUAUCAGCCACAGCUCUGUACCUCACCAACAGGGAAACAGCCUCCCCCCUGCAAUGUCAGAGGGGCUGAGCCUGGCUCUCAACCCGAGAAGCAGUUACCACACAGCACUUAAUGCCACAAGAUUCCUGUGCAUGUAGCCUUACUUAAUAAACAAACAGGAAAGCAGCAUCCCAUCUACCUUUGCCAUCUAGGACAUGUGAACAGCAUAUCUUGUCAUUGUCCCUGGAGAGCCAUUUUUGCAAAAAAGGCAGAAAGGCAGAAAUAUCCUACUAGCAUGGAAAUACCAUCGACCAUGACAAAACAUUCUUAACAACAGAUAAGUUGGUUUCCUUUUUUACUUGCUGAAGGCCUGUGUUAGAUUCAAAACAUUUGCCCCCUCUGCUGGGACAAUCAGCCUCUGAGUAGGUGCUGUGUGCCCUUCCAACAUUUCCCAGAAACAAGAGCUUUCUCUUCAGGGAGGGGAGUAUCAAACCCUCCCAAAUUUCCUCUCCUUUUUUGCAAAUUUAGUACAGUACUGAUCUAAACCAAAACAAGCGUCACAUGGUAGCACAGGAGAUAUCUGUCUAGAUUUCCCCAGAAUUUUCCUCUUGGUGUCUUAUCCCCAAAGCCCUUAAGGCAAUGAUAAAAAUAAAUAAUUAAGCUUGCGUGGAGGGGCGGACAGCUUCCCUGGAAGGAGUUCUCCAAUUCCUCUUCAGUUUGCUUUCCAUGGGAGCCCAUGAUUCCUUACAAUUGACAAAAGUCCUGAUAAUUUCUGUAGGUCAAGGGAAAGGAGUGCAUUCUAAAUGCAAAAGAAGUGAAAUUUGAUUCCAGUCAGAGCAAUGAAAGAAAGGCACCAAAGCCACCUGGAAUCAAGGCCAUUAUACCGUUCAAUGAGAAAGAGAAAGCCCACUCCACUGGGAAGUCUGCCAGUGGGAGCCCCAGCGAUAUUAACAAGAGCUGUGCAAGUAAACUGUGCUAUGACUGUCAUUGUAAGGCGUCCACAAUUGCCCUUUCCAGUGGUUAAUUCACACGUAAGAGGGUACCUUUGGAUGUUCUGUCUCAAGCACCACAGAGUCUUGGUCUAGCUCUGAGGGGAAGAAAAUGCUUUGUCUUUGCAGGGAGGGGAAAACUUCUCUGUUGAUGGUUUUAAUUUUCUUCCUCAAUUCCCAUUCAUACACUACCACAUCCUCCUCAAGCCCCCGUUGCUUUUUUAAAUAGGGAAUGGGAUGACCCAGCUCUUUGGGUUUGGAUAUGGUGAUGCUGAUAAAUGUCUGCUCACAGGAAAGGGUUCAUCCUUUUACACAUAGAAAAGCUGACAUUCCUUAACCCAAGCAAGAUAUUUUGUCUUGAAUAGCUGGGGGAAGAUUGAGAGAUGCUGUGUUUCCUUCCAUCUAAUGCAUUCCUGCUGUGUGUUUGCAGACAUGCUUUUCUGUACUGGGGCACAUUCAGCAAACAUAGUUGCAGCCUCGUGUGUGAACCAAGCAAAGGCAGUGUUGGAUGAUACCCAAUGACUGAGGUUAUUGGGAAAGGAACCAGACUCUAUAGCAGUAAGAGGAUCACUCUGCCCAGGUUUGCAACUCCGUGACAGGGAGCUGCAGCCCGUCCUGUGUAGCAUACCUGUGAGGGAAGGGGAAGAAAUUUGAUUCAGUUUACAUUUAAAAGCAAUUUGUACUUCCCAAAACAAAACCUAGACAAAAACGCAGCCACCCUUCAUAAUUCGCAUUUAUCUGAAUUUUGCAAUGCUUUUCUCCAACCAAGAAAAUUGUCCAGAAAUGCAUUGGCUUGGGUAAAAAUGCACAUAUUAGUGAAAAUAGCACACCCAAAAAAGUGUUAGGCCCUGCUUUGCAAAAAUGUGUAUACUGGGCAAAAUAGCAUACAAGCAUGUGUCUAUUAGGAUCAAUUCACAAUAAAAUGCUGAUGAAUUUUUGUGAGGACUCUAAAUAAAUAAAGUAAAUUCUAUAGCUAAUGGGGAACUAUAAGGAACUGAAUUUAAGACUGGAAAAUAAUAAUAAUAAUAAUUUUUUAUUUAUACCCCACCCAUCUGGCUGAGUUUCCCCAGCCACUCUGGGCGGCUUCCAAUCAAGUGUUAAAAACAAUACAGCAUUAAAUAUUAAAAACUUCCCUAAACAGGGCUGCCUUCAGAUGUCUUUUAAAGAGAAGAUAGCUGCUUAUUUCCUUCACAUCUGAAGGGAGGGAGUUCCACAGGGCAGGUGCCACUACCGAGAAGUCCCUCAGUCUGGUUCCCUGUAACCUCACUUCUCGCAAUGAGGGAACCACCAGAAGGCCCUCGGCGCUGGAUCUCAGUGUCCAGGCUGAACAAUGGGGGUGGAAAUGAGAAAUUGAGAGAAAACUAAAUCCCUAUGUGUACACUUGUAAUAUCUAAAGUGUAUACCAAGUAAUAUGAGAAGAGGUCCUUGGCUUACCAUCCAUAAUCUGAUCUGGGAAGUUUAAAGUAGAAUCUCUACACCAUUUCACAUGUUAGACAGCAAAACACCUAGCUGUUGCCAUCAAGAGUAUUCAACAGGGAGCGACAACCAAUUUGAGAGCACCUGUACAAUACAAAUGCUUCCAACCUUCCACCCAGUUUGCCAUAUUGACACUUUACAUUUUUAGGUGUGUGCUUAUUUUUAAAGGUGUAGAAUUAAAUAAUCUCAGGUGUACAUCUGAAAAGGUAAUGCAUGAAGAAGUCUUUCUUAUUGGAAUCUAGACUCUCAGUUUGAAGGUCCAGGGUGGUCUCUUGUUUUAUAGCUCUCGUUUUAAUAAAUUGGCCUUUGGACAAAAGAAUAAGUGGUGGAGGAUUUUCUGUCUCUGGCGUCUAUUUAUCCAACACCCACAAUUCCCCCUUCCAAACUCUUCUAGAUAAUGAGUCAAAUGGCAUCAUAUCAGUUCCUUGGCAACAUUAGCUAGAGAUAAUGACAAGGGAGCGCCAAGUGACUAAUUAGCCCCGUUAACAUAUCAAGCUCACAAUCGAGACAGUAGGCUUUGUUUUCCACUUUCCGACAGAAAAUUAAGAGGGCAAAAUGUAUUAGACAUUUAAUUUUUUUUAAAAAAGAACAACAUAAAUUCACCAAAAGGAGAAGACAAACUGAUUUAACAAGGUUAGCCUAACCCUCUGACUCAAGUGAUCUGUUGCAGAUAACUGCAGUUGUGACUCAGAAAUGUCUCUCUAAGCACUUGGGCAUGAACACAGGAGCAGAGGAAGCUGUCCUCUAAUGAAAUAAACACGUGUAGCUCAGUCUUUGCUCCAGUGGCUGGCAGAGGCCCUCCAGGGUUUCAGGCAGGGAGUCUCUCUCAGCCCUACUUUAAGAUCUUUGGGAGUGAAUCUGGGACCUUCUUCAUACUAAACAGAUGCUCUACCACUGGCAGUCAAGGAAGGCAUCCUGAGAAAAGGACUCACAUACCUUCUAAGUGGGUUUCGCAAAAGCCAAAGACAACUCACUCAGCACCAGAGAUGCUGACUUGGCCCAAGACUGAGGGAGCCCAGCUCCAUCAUGCACAUGACGUCACAUCGCCAGGAGGAGGCUGAGUGCAGAGCCCAGCAUGGCGCUGCUUCAAUGGCCAGCAGCUCCUCUCUCACAGGAGGAGCAGCCACAACAAGGCGAUCCCCUCCCAGCAGAUAUUAGGGGAGCGAAGACACCUUGGCCCCAUAGAGCUGGCACCCCUACUCAGCAAUGUAUUUGCAGGAAGAUUUCCUUUAGAUCUAAAAAUGGAAAAUUCCCUUGCAUGUUAAAUCUACUCUAUGUACAUAAUAAACACAAAUCCGCAAUAAUUCAAGACCAGACUAUACAAACCUCAAAUCACAAGGUAAAAUUGUUCCACCAGUCCUCAGAUAAGGGAGGGAAUUGCAAAUCAAAAACUGCUAAAAAUCCCACUUAGAACUCUUUCCCGUCCUCAGGAAAUGGGGUAAGAUGAGCCAGUCAGUUUUGAUGUCUCAGUUUCUCAUUUUUCCAUUGUUAAUUUCAGUUUACAACGUCAGGUUGCAUUAAAGAACAAAACAAAACCUAACAAACAUUUUGUAUGCAAUCAUGCUUAAUAUACACAUUUUGCAAGUAAAUUUCUAUAAUGUAUGUAUGUUUUCACUAACAUAACCAAGUCUACACACAGUUUCCCUAAAUGUAGACAGUUUUGUAUGCAUUUCCUGACAGGAGAAUGGUAUCACAAAAUUUGGAAGAGAGUGAAUUUUCAGGAAGAGCUGUGUCUCGGUUCAAAAUUUAGGUUGGACGGAUUAAAAUGUGAGUUCUUUUGUUUCUGAGGAACCAUUUGAUCCUGCAUUGCCUGACCAUCCACACUACCUGCAAACAUGGGCUUAGUUCUGUGCUAGGUUCAGCCUUAACUGAUCCUCUUUCCAUCAAGGUUAUACCUAAAAAGGGUGUGUGACCAGAGCCAAGCCAUAUCUUGUGCAGAAGCUUCCCUUCCCUUAGGUGGAACUACUGAGCUCCACAAGGGCUUGCAAUGCUUCAGCACUCUGAAGAUGCCCCAUCCCAGCGUCUCCCGUGUCUUGGAAGAGACCUUUUCUUAUAGUAAGAGAAGGGAGAACAAGUUACUUGGGCAAUAAAACCUAAUUUCUACUUGCUUCAACUGCUGCAUAGAUAGAAAUAGGUCAUACAAUCUACAAUGCAGGUUAUACGUUGCUUUAAGCAUGCUUUUUGUUGCUUAAGUGUCUGCAGCACUGUCCAUUAUCUUUUUCGAUAAAAAUAUGCGACCUCAAUCCAGAUUGGAAACACAAUGUGUGAUGUCUAAUCCUUUCCUCCCCACCUGUUUUCAUGCCACAAUUCACCCUGAGCUAUUAUUUGUCAAAAAUGAAAGCAGCCAAGGCUGUUUGGUUCUUAUAUAUAGGCAAAACACAGAAGCAAAUAAUUGAUCAGAAUGGGGCAUUUAUCAGCUGUAACCCAAAUGCUUUCCUAGGCAAGGCAGCUUUGUCACAUUGGUGCUACAGAGAUGUGAAACCAGUGUUCAAGGAGAACAUGCCAGUCUUUAGGAGCAUCACACUAGAUGCUGCUUUUUAUUUAUUUAUUUAAAAGAUGUAAAAUGUUUAAGGUGGCUACUAAAAGGAAAGAAACAGAAAUACAACAAAAACACCUAGCACAUCAUUAAAAUGAAAGCAACCACAAAGGACCACUUUGAAAAAUUUAAAACCAAUGUUUAAACGAAUCCACAAAAAAAGAAAGGCCUUCCUAGAGAGGAAGGUCUUAGCCCAGCGACAGAAGAUGGCCUCAUUGAGCAAGAAGGCACAGAGUUUGGGUGUGACCAUGAAAAAGGCUUUUGCCUUGGUCCUUGGGCCCAUCAGGACUUUGGGGCAAAGAGAAGGACCCAAAUAGGUGAUUCCAUAUUCAGCACAUGAGCACUUCUGAAAAGUCAUAGGAAAAUAUACUCAGGCAUAUGGUGUGGUUUUUUUACUGGGCGGACAAAACAAGUGCCAACUUGACAUUCAAAACAUUAAUAUAAAGCAACAAUUCAGAAUCGGUUUGAAGAGAAAGCAUUGUUUCCACAUUUUCAAGCACAAAUGCAUUUUUCUGUUGUCUGGCUUUGCACGUUUGGUGCAGGUCCAAACCUGGAAACCUGGAACGAGUCCAUGUUGGCCACGUGGUUCCCAGUUCUGUUUUAUAACUUCAUGCAGGACUCAGUGUUUUUCCUCCUUUUCCACUCCAAAUAAUCCUGGAUCAGCUGUUUGGAUGUCAGCUCUUGCUGACCCAGCCAAAAAAGAAAGGAGAAACCACAAUCCAAAUUUAAGUGCAACCAUUUCAGAAGCAAUUCUUAAGGGAUUUCUCCCUCUGUGUACACUUCUAUUUUUGUAGCUUGCUGGUCACCCACUUGGCUUUUGCUGGAGAUGAGGCCUCACGUGGUCAGUGAGAUCAUUAUCUUACUGCAUAUUGUGAGACAACGGUCGGACAAUGAGGGUUAUUUAAGUGCAGACACAGAGGCCAGACAAACGUAUCCUGUGUUUUGCAAAGCUUGCUAUUUCAGUGGUUUAUGUACAGAAGAUACACUUGGGCUGAAAAAGAAAAAUUGGUAACAUUAACAGCGUCAACUAGCAACAAAGGAAUAGUUUCUGAAGCUGUGCUCUUGACAUUGAGUGCUGGAGGCAAAUUAAACGAAUAAAUCCAAGCAGUGUCCACUGGGCAGUUCUCCUGCAAAGCCUCAAUGAAAGAGAGGUGGACACCAUUGCAAACAGAGGUGCCAGGCAUUUGUUUUGCCUUCUUUGGGCUGCAGGGGAAUGAAGUCCAGUCACCCAGCUACUAUGUAUUGUACGUGUGCAAUGACCAAAGCCAUGGUUCCCUCCCAGGCACUUGUACUGAGGGUUGAGAAAAGAGCAAGCUCCAGAUUAUCUCUUUAGCACUUCCUGUAGUGUUAGCAGCACUGAAGUUACCUCCCUGGGGUGCAAGCCUGUGUGUAGGGAGGUCCUGGGAUGCCCAAACAUCAGCCUUGCUGACGUGGUCCAGAGGAAAGCAGAGCAAGCUUGGCUGUAGGAGUUGCUGGGAGGCACUGUACAAAAUGCCAUCCAACCACCUUGGGGACUCCACUCCAGGUUUUACUCCUGAGCCUUUUCUUUGCCCAAAGACAUUCCACAAGGCAGCAGAGGUUUGGAUCAUAGUUUUCUUUCUCCUAGUUGGGCUACCUUCCUAGGUUGACGAGCCCCAUCUGCACCCACACAUAUUUUAGAAAAUAUGGCUUGAAACCAUGAAGAGAGAGUGCAGGGACAGCAGAACUCCAGUUUAUUCAGGGGAGAGCUACAUAUGUCAGCUUUUACAUACUCUUCUCACAAGUAGCUAAACCCAGGAAUAACUGACAUCUCCCCAGGGACAGCAUAAUAUGAGAAAACCCCUUAUGUCAUUGUUCUUCGGCCUGUGAGCAUUCUUGUAGGCUGGGGUUUUUCAGAGCAAGAUCUCCCUCAGAUGGUCCUUCAAGAGGAUCUUCAGUGCUGGUUCUUCUCGGAUGUGCAUGCUCCCCAAGGUCCACAGGCCGUGGGGUGUUGGGUUCAUCCUGUCUGUGUCCAAGACAGGGUCAGAGCUAGGCAUGAUACCAAGAGGCCAAUAUUUCUGAAUGGAAGACUCUACCUCCCCCUCCCCCACCCCCACAUUCCUGCUCACACCAGAACUUCCAGAGGAGCCUAGAACAUGGCAGAUCAAAUAAGUCCAAAAGACACAGACAAGCACAAUGGGACCCCCAAACAAUGUGAGAAAUAGAAUCAUACCAUAACAUUGUAAGGGACCUCAAGGGUCAUUCAGUCAGAGGCAUACCGAGGGUCCCUUGUGCCCUUGUACAAUGAGCUGUGUCAGUCCCUCCCAUGAAAAAUCACAUUACUGCAGAGAAGAGUGGGAAGCUUCUCCCACAUUUGAUCUCGCUGAGACAGCAGCUUUGUGUUCCCACAGACAUCAUACAUCAUACUGUCCAUAGUCUGAUAGGUGAUGUUUGCACCCCCUGCUUGAGCCUGCAUCCCUAGAAGGGUCCAGUUUUGCCUCUGUAUCUAGUCCGACCCCUUGCAAUGCAGGACUAUCAACUAAAGCAUUCAUGACAGAUGGCCACCCAACCUCUGAAAAUACAACAUGUUGCAGCAAUGAUACAUAGAAACAUAUCUACAUAUCUAGAAACAGUGGAAUUUGCUGCCAAGGAGUGUGGUGGAGUCUCCUUCUUUGGAGGUCUUUAAGCAGAGGUCUUUAAGCAGAGGCCUUUAAGCAGGUCUUUAAGUAGGUCUUCGGAGGUCUUUAAGCAGAGGCUUGACAACCAUAUGUCAGGAGUGCUCUGAUGGUGUUUCCUGCUUGGCAGGGGGUUGGACUCGAUGGCCCUUGUGGUCUCUUCCAACUCUAUGAUUCUAUGAUUCUAUGAUUCUAUGAUCUAAAAUGCAGCCAAAAAAGGUUGAAAAUACAAAAUUCCCAUAUGAAUCUGAAUCUAGAAAAAAUUAUUGUAGGGUUCUUAUUGAUGAGAUGUCUGGAAUGCAUAUUAUUUCACUGCUUUGUCAAAACCUAUUUAGAAUCAUAGAACGGUAGAGUUGGAGGGGACCCCAAGGGUCAUCUAGUCCAGCCCCCUGCAUUGCAGGAAUCUCAACUAAAGUAACCAUGGCAGAUGAUCAUCCAACUUCUGCUUAUAAAAAAGGAACUUCUCAGGGCUGGCAGCAGAACAGAACCCUCUGUUUUCUUGUGUGCGUCUGUCCCGAAAACAUAUUUGGUAGAAAUAAUCCUAAGUAACUUAGUCAGUAGGUUUCCCCCAGAUGAGGCUUAUUUUUUCCUGGAAGAUUCAACACCAACCCCCCAAAUUGGCAACCUGAGUCACUGAAGUCUGUGGCUCACCAUCCAGGCUCUCUAGUUUGCACUUAGCAGGCAUUUUUCAAAAUGAAACCCAGAGAACAGCGCAUCCAUCUUUCAAAAUUCACACUUCUAUAACUUUUGCAGUGCAGUUUUCCAGCCAAGUGAUGUUUACAAAAAUGUGUAUGUUGGUGAAAAUAACAUACCAAAAUGUGUUAUAGUAGGGGUGACUGCUUGCAAACCUGUAUGCAUUGUACAAAAUUGCAUGUAAUCAGGAGAAAUUCACACCCAGAUGCUGAUGCUGAAUAUGCAAUCAAUCAAUCAAUCAAUCAAUCAAUCUACAAUUUAUGUGUAUAUGUGGAGAGCUGAACCUGAAAAAAUGAGAAACUGAAAUCGAGAUUGACAGAUUCGCCCAUCCCAGCCUGCAGCCCGCUCUCAAGCGCUGAAAGGAUCCAUGUGCUCAGAUCUUCUUCUAGUCUUGCCUUCAGGCCUCUCUUCUCAGGAUUAAAUGGAGAGCAGGCCUUUUAGAGUCUUAACCACACCCUUUGAACACUCUGCUUCUACUUUCUGAUCUUUUUAAAAGGAAGAAAAGGUCCCUGAUAGUGAGCAGCACAUUUGCAAUGUUCCCCCAUUAGAACACCCCGCCCAUUCAAAGCUAGCAUGGAGGGAACAGAGCCAUGUCAGCCUUAUAUCACUAAGGCGUUUUGUGUUACAGAAGGUCUGGUCACCUGAUCUGUCUCACUGGCAGCCUGAAUUUCUAAAAACAUUUUAGCUGCUUGAUUUUGUUAAUUGCAUCACAUGGCCUUCUCAAGAAGUUUCAUACCACAAAGUCUUAGACAGGAAACAGUAGGUCAUUUUGUGUGUCAGAUCUCCACCGCUUGCCUCAUCUCUUGUGUACAGACAUUUCAGUAAGUACUGUGUGAUCUCUUGGGAAAAAGUUAACUUAUCAGAGAGCAAGACUCUUGCUCAAACUUUUUUUAAAAAAAUAAAUGUAAUUUCUUGCUUAAACUGGAGACUGUGGACUCUGUGUGGUCUGGCAAAGCCAAAACUGCACAGCCUAUCCCUGGCAUAUAAUAGCAGUUUCCAAACAUUCUUCCUGUACAAUUGCAUCCACAACAGCAGUCCUCCACUUCCAGUGACUUCAACAAGGGCUAUGCUACAGGCAGUUGGGUUCCAGGACUCAGAGGUCUGCCCAUCAAAGUGGCCCAGGAGGGCAUCUGGUCCAGCGUGGGAAGGGAGCAAGUUCCAGAGCAGCAGACAAUGAUCCAAGGGGCCAGAGACAGGCGGAUAGUCAAAGCCAAGCCCUUCUCAUGUUACUGAGCAGCCCACGGCUUCCUAACAUCUCUGGUAAUGUUAGAAAAGCUAGGCUACACAGGAAAAACUGGUGGUGUGUACUUCCUCAACAGGGUACUCAAACAACCAAAACAGAUUUUGGCUGAAGAAAUCAACCCUCAGCAGGAACAUAAAAUUCAGGGGCAUGUUUAGCUGGCUGAGGCAUAUAUAUAUAUAUAUAUAUAUAUAUAUAUAUAUAUAUAUAUCACUGAGUAAAUGGACCCCGUUAAUAGCUCUGGCCAUUAACCAUCUCCUUCCUGUUCCUUGUGAAGGGGCAGUUCAUCAUGGCAACUGUAGCACCACAUAACUGUAUUGGCAGCUUCUGGGAUACAGAGGCUCCGUUCAGGAAUAGCCUGUACUUCAUGGCAUAUAUCAAAACGCUGCAAGGUUUUCACAGUGCUUUUACAGAAAACAAAGUCUUCCUGCAGCAUUUACAUUUGAUUUCCCACUCAUUCCUCUAUUUACUUAAGUCCUAAUGAUAUGCUUGGGACUACACAUUUCUGGCCAUUUCCCAAGCUAUGUUUUUUUCCACAUAGCAGAGUUGCAAGGUCUAAUAAGGGAUGCAAAGGGGAGCAUCAACUGAAGCACUGCUAGGGAAGGUAUUUUCCAUGUCCUGCCCUGUGCUGUGCAGGGAAUCACAGCAGACCCCAGUUUUAUAAACCACCAAAUCUAGAGGGAUCAGGGUUGAUGUACAAUGGAGCUUAUGAGAAAUCCCUCUGGAGACAUCUUUAAAUAGUGCUUUUCAUGAUUUCUGAAAUAUUUCCUCUAUCUUCAUAAAGGUUCAACUAACCUUUUGGUUCUGAGGCCUGAGGAAGCAAGCUAGGGGACUAGAAAGAAUUGUGGGGAAUUGAUUAUACAAACUCAAUCAAUGUUGUUGUUGUUUAGUCGUUUAGUCGUGUCCGACUCUUGGUGACCCCAUGGACCAGAGCACGCCAGGCACUCCUGUCUUCCACUGCCUCCCGCAGUUUGGUCAAACUCAUGUUAGUAGCAAGUGAAUAUCAGUCUAACCAAUUAUUCUGCAACUGUUCAUGGUCCUCCAUUACAAUAGGGAUGGAGAACCUGUCAUCUUCCAGGUACUGUGAGCCUCCAACUCCCAUCAGUCCCAGCCAGCAUGGUCAAUGAUUAGGGAUGAUGGGAACUGUAGUUGAGCAACAUUUGGAGGGUUAGAGAUCUCCUUCCACUGUCUCAAAAUUGCUUGGUUGCUUCAGGUUUUAAUCAGUAAAUUAAUCAACUCAAUCUUUAGUUGAUUAAACAGGGCAUAUUUGAUUAAGGGUACACGUCAUUGUUUAUUAGCAUCUGUUUUACUUCUGGUUUGCUGCUGUCCCUAGAGAAAUAAAAAUGACUAUUAAGGGUGUCAUUUGCAUCUUAAAAUAAGUUGUAACUUAUGCUUAGAGAAAUGUUAACUCUCACUUUUAUUGCAAGAAGGAACCUAUAUUGGUAACAGUCACACUUAUAAUUGAUCAGUUAAAAGGCAGGUGAUAAACCAAGCAGUAAUUACUGAAUCAAGCAGGGGCUCUACUGAAAAUCCAAACUCUUUAAAAUAUGGCUUUCUGGAAUGCAGCUCACAUUCCUUACCAACAAAGACACUUGUAAAUGCAUGUGUACCCAGGGGUUACAAAGCCCAGCUUUUGAUUUCAGGAAGAAGCUUUUAUAAGGUGAAGGCGAUGAGUUUAUAAUGCCACCCAACAGUAAUUGCACUUUGUAAGCCUGAACACAAGUCUAGUGUUGAAAUAUCAGCCAAUGAAACAAUUUUUCAAAUACUUCAUUCAUGGUAGUUGUAUCCUGUAUUCUAAUUGCCUGGGGUUGCUGUAAACUGCUUAAUUGUGCCCACCCUUCUCUCCUGUGUUUCUAUAUUCAGUGGAAAAUCAAAGGGAGACCUCCUUUCCUCUCUACUUCCCACAUUAUAACAGUCAUGAACUCAUGGUAUCAGAUCACACCACCUGAGUGUUUGGGCAGAGUCGUAUGCGAAAUGUGGUCCCUGAGAUAUCCAAUGCUCAGACCAUUUAAAAUUUAAAAAAUCUGAACCAACACAUUGAAUUUGAACUGGAACCUACUGGGAGCCAGUGGUUUGGAAUGGCUGGUACACUGCAGGGCCAAGGAACUUUUCUCUUGAAGAAUUCCAGUAAUUUCCCAACAUCUAUGGCAAGAGUGGGGAGCAUUUUUUGGCCCAAGUGUUGCAUUCCCUCAUGGGGGAGACUUCCAGAGGGCCACGUGCAAGUGAUGGGCAGAGUCAGAACCACCAGCUGGUAGGACAGCGAACGUGACUUUAACUUUUGUAGAGUAGGUUACAUUCCAAUAAUGAAAUCAUGAAAAUGUCAGGUUCAUACACACUUCACUGUCCUUUAUAUUAACAGCUCCAUGACUCAUUGCAGCUAAUUAUGAAGCACUGGAGGAGAGUGUGGAGCUGGUCCAAUGUAGUCUGGGGAGGCGGUGCGGCUUAGAGACCAUCCUGAAGGCUGGGAGGGCAACAUUUGGUCUCUAAGCCUGAGAGUCCCUCUUUCUGAUCUGUAGGUCAGUUUUCUCAAAGAACAGCUGGCUAUGCCUUGUCUGUAUCAUUCUGCACUGCAAACGAGAGCUUGCAAUUGGAUGUUUCUCCACACCAAAAAUAAAACCCUGCACAGAAAACCAGUUGUCAGGAAGAAAGAAUUGUAGCCUACCCUUUUCACUGAUAAGGCACUUUUCUGUGUGCAAUAAUUAUUUAUUCCCUGCAAAUGGAAAGUUCAGUCACAUGCGCUAUGCCUGCAAUCUGCAAGGGAAUAAUCCAGAAACAGGUUUGCCAACUAACUCCUUUGCAUUUGUGAGAACUGGCAUCAACAGCUUAAUUUCAAGUCUGAAAGGAAUCUUCUUUGGUAUGGAGCUGUUGAGCAGCAGCUCUGGUGUGCUUUUGUCUUCCCCUGCAGCGUUCUGGUUGGCUCCGAGUCAUCCGUAUUGUUUUACUAAACAAUACGUAGCCUGUAGGCACUUCUGGCUUGGUGUACCCUGCUCAUCCCUGCUCUGCUUUUUGGUACAUUUACAACUGCUGAUCUGGAGGCAAAGCAAUCAGUGACAAGUCUGGGCAGUCUGAAAGCAAUUAACAGAUUGCUCAGACGAUGGAGCCAGGCCAAAGUCUGAGGCUUUAUAGGGCCCAAGGCUCCUGUGUGUCACCUGCUGAGGGAUGGAAUCAUAGUAUCAUAGAAUGGUAAAGUUGGAAGGGAACCCAAGGUUCAUCUAGUCCACCCCCUCCAGGAUGCAUCAGCCCAUUUCUGAUCCAUGACAUUCUCACGUCUGCUUUGUUCCAUUUUUGCAUUAAUUCAUGAAGGUUUUUUAAAUUAAAAAAAUCAGAAUUCAAUGUUAACUGUCAACUAUUUAGAUAUGUUUUUUAAUUGUCAGGGCUGUGGGCAGAGGUAUGCUAGCAAUGUGCUCAGAUUGACACCAGGCUGUUUUGAACAAAGCACCCUUGCCCCAUCAUUUCCCAUCUCCAGAGUUCCCCCAGUUGAGCUUUAAGUGUGCAUGGCAUGGGCUGUGCACUCUGUUGUAUGUGUGAGGUUCCCAUACUGAUAGUGGUGUGUUGUGACUGAGUCAUGGGUUCAACCAUAAUCUGUCAUAGUGGUAUGGGCAGGCUAGUCUUCCAUGCGGAGUAGCUGUUGAUUCUUCCCCUCCUCAACACAGCGUGGCCAGGGAGGAGGUCCACUGUCCACCCAUGACUCAGCCCUAGUUUUAGCCAUAACCAGUUGUGUGUGUGUGUGUGUGUGUGUGUGUGUGUGUGUGUUUGGGCAAAUAUUUCAUGGUGUGUCCGGCUUUCCACAAAAUCUUUCCACAAAAUCUUCAGUGAGUAGAUCUUGUACAGGAUCAUGUUCUGAAUUAUUCACAGUUCUUCACAAGGACAUGGAAUGACAGGUUUUUGGAACAAUCACCCCCCAAAAAACAACAACACUGAAUUAUUCAACAGAGGGACACCACUUGGUCAGGGCUAGAACCUUGGCUGCCAAUAUAUUGGAUUGUUUAUGAGCCUUAAUUUCUCCCAGAGAUAUAUACCUUCCCUCCUUCUUUCUCAGAACCUUACUUAAACUGAUCUUCUCCAAGCCUUAAAGCUUGCUAUGUGCCUAGGUUCACCGCAUUGAUAGUCAGCAGAAAGACUAAAAAUAUAACCAGACUGGAAACUAUAUAACCGUCAGCUCUGGGCAGUCCCCCAAGUUUUGGAAAUGAUAUUAUUUUUUUUAGAGUUUUAGAGUGUUGGGGGGGGGGGGUCAGCUCUGCUGUGUCUUGGAAUUUCCAAGGAAGCAACCCCACUUGGUUAACCCAGGUCAGAUAGGUUGAGGUCAUUUAUCUGGCUCAGGAAAAUUAAACUUCAGGAGUUACCCAAUAUGGAAACAUCAAAUUUUUUUUGGAAAUAAACUGAUGUCAAGAUGACUUUACUUCAUGAAUAUUUUGUAGUGAAGAGGGAGCCAGAAGAAAGAGAGAAAAUGAAUAAUUCAGACAGGGGAGUGAGGUUUCAUUUUUAUAUUUUUCACGGAAAAUGCAGAAGGUCUCUUCUAAGCCAUCUUUCCAACAUCAAGGUGGCACAGAUUUUUUUUUUAAAGCAUUGCCAAGACUGUGGUUAAAACUGAGUUCAGGCCAUGAUGACACAUAAGCUGGCAUUUGUAUGUGUUGGAGACUCUUUGAGCUUUUACAACUCUAAAGAGUUGAGGGGGGAAAUAAAUGAAAUCUGUAAAGGGAAUAAAUAACUUGCAGGGCUUAAAAUAGCUCUGUUUCCGGCUUGUUGGAAGAGGGGUGAGCUCUGGUUUUCUUUUGCGCAUUCUGGUAAGAAAGCACCUUUGAUACUGUUCAAAGCAGGGGCAGCAUAAUGCAUCAGCUGUCUCAUGGAUGGUUCCAAGUUUGGCUUGUUGGUCAGUUUGAAGUGCUUAUAUAAAACAGUGGAAGUGGAAAUACUUUCUCAGACCACGCCAAGAGUUAUUUAAGGAUGCUUUGUUUAAAAAUACUUCCUGGUUUACUCAGACCACAGUUCCACCCCAAUAAACCCUAUGUGAUUGGUCUAUCUUUGAAAAUCUCCUCCCUUUUGCCUUCUGUAGAAAUAAUAUUCUAGCUGUUCUUUUAGUGGUCAACAGAAUAAACCAAGACUGAUUGAUAAAUGCUUUUGGCAGUGCCUUGAUUCACGUGGUGUGGGAGCUUUGCCCACUUGUGAGGUGUGCAAUGGUUUGACUUUCCUCCUCAAAUAAGGAGAGACUCUACUAACAAGCCAAUUGUGCAGAUGGAUCCACAAGUGGAGUGCCUGAUACCAAAGAUGUGGGGCUUAUAACUGACUCCCCUGGAAAUGUUUUCAUUUACACCACCUCGUUUGCAAGGAUAACUUCAAGUUGUUGCAACUGCUGCCUGCUUCUCUCACAUCACACUCCCAACUCUGACCAGUUACUGGCUUGCACUGGCGGAGCCUUGCAGGCAUAAGGUUUACACCAGUGACAGUAUCCUGUCUGUGCAAGGAUCUGUUUGUUUAUUUAUUUGCAAAAAUGAAUAUGCCAUCCACUUUAUGAAAAACAUUUCUGUGAAUGACAUAAGAUCAGCAAUAAAACUACGCCCAUAAAAUAAACACAAAAUAUAUCACAAAUCAGGUGGACGUUACUUGGGAAAGGAUCAUCUCCUGCCCCUGGGAGAGCCUAGGCGAACGGCUGUGUUUUAAGCAGGUUUUAAGACGGCUUUGGUGCUUGCCUGAUGUCUUCCCAAAGAGCAUCCAAAAAGGCAGCCCCCGCUAUAUUACAGGCCCUGGUCCUAGUGAACAUAUGACAAACCUCAGGAGCAUUUGCCUGAGGACCUAAAGAACUGGAAAUAACUAGCGAAGGUAUUCUCAAAGGUAGCUGGUCCCAAGUUGCUUAGGCCUUUAUUUGCCAAUAGAUAACAAGCUACCACAGGAGAAGAUCUCUGUCCACCCAUCCGAAUCCCCAGCCGUUUCUCUCCUCUCUUCACAGUAGGAUUGAUACUGAUUGUAGAGAGGAUCAAGCAUUUGUGAAACAUCUGCAGUGACUGGCAGUCAACAGGGAAUACCGCCAUGCAGUGCUUGCCAAUGUUAACGUUCCUGUUCCAGCUUCAAAAUAUCUUUCUUUCUUUCUGAGAAGGCAUAACAAUAACAAAACAAAACAACAAUAGCAAUUUAUUAUUUGUACCCUGCCCAUCAAACAUUAAAAACUUCCUGAUACAAGGCUGCCUUCAGAUGUCUUAUAAAAGAUCUAUAGUAAUUUAUCUCCUUGUCAUCUGAUGGGAGUGUGUUCCACAGGGCGGGUGUCACUACCGAGAAGGCUCUGUGCAAUUUCCUUUGCAACAAACUGCUUGGAAGAGUCCUCAGGAACCCAAUAUAAAUACAACAUGUUGGUAUGAGUUUGUUCUUUAUGCUUUGUUUGUUCUUCUGGGCAGAAGUGAAACUGCCACGUGAUGUAUGCAAGAUUGUAAUUUUAACACAUUUUUAAAAAUAGUUUUUAUUAUGCAGGUUUUGUUUUAAUUAGAUACAUGCCUUCAAGGAUAUGCACUGAACUGAAAUGCAUUUGGUGAUGAGUAAUUAGCAAACAGAUAAGACCUAAAUUGUAAGUAGGCCCAUCUUGCUGCUCUGCUUCCAGUAUUUGUUGUCUCUAUGACAAGAAACUUAAGUUACACCAUAUAAUAUAAAACAAUACAAUACAUAAAAGUCUAAAAUCAGCUGGCACCUCAAGGCAGCCUCAAGGCAACUCAUGUGAAUGUUAGGUAGAAAACACUAUUUAUUAUUUGUUUUAUUUUAUAAAAUUUCUUUAUCUCUUGACUGUAAGAACCCGCCGCCGCCCCCCGCCGUGGACUACUACAACUCCCUCCAGCUACAGUAAUCUACUAGGAAUGCCCAGCUUUUUAUAUGUGUUAACUCAUCAGGUAGGGGGUCAUGUAAGCGAGCCGCCCCCCAAGUGUGAGUGAUGGAUGAGCGGUGACUCCUGUUUCUAUUAUAAUUUGUAUGUGCGACAGGGACUAGAAAGCAGCAUCCCUUUCCCUCAAUUAUCUGGGGAAUAUGCGAAAGCAUAAAUCCUCUCCAGAUUGGUUCAAUGUGUUCGGCCAGAUCCUCAGCUUUUGCCAAAUCUGAUAUGGUGCUGCCACAGAAGUGUGGCUUGCAAUAUCUUUACUGUGCUGCCUUGGCACACAGACACCAUUCUCUGGUAUCUCUGCUGUAAUCCAAAGCUCUUUAGUAACACAAUAGGGGGGAAGAAGCGCAGUUUGAGCAGGGAGGAAAUGCUUAUUAGGUUAGCUAAAGGUCUGCCAUUCCUCUCUUUGGUUGCCUUCAAAAUAUUGGAUAGAAAGCAAUUUUUUACUCCCCCUUUCAGAGUACUGGACAACAAGCAUGGCUUUGCAGUUGACAGGGGCAGCUAUUUUGCUGCAAAAGCGGGGGGGGGGGGGGAGAGCCUGUAGAAUUCAGGUUGCUGCAAGAAGACUUUGCCACAUUGCUACUUCCCUAAUAAAUAUGAGGCAACGAGUUCCUAUAAUCUCCAUUUCUCUUGAUUGCUUUAUUUCCUGCCAGGAACAGAAGAGCACUUUGUACAAUCUCACCUGCUCAAAAAACCGCAUCCCCACCCCUCAACCCCAGUUGAGAGUUUCCAUACAGGGUGUUGGUGCGGAGCAAAGUCUCAUCAUAAUUAAUACCCUACGGCAUGUUUGUUUCUGUGGUGUUUGUGCAAAGCUUUAGGUUUAGGCUAACUUUAUAGGCUGUUUUCCACAAGACACCAAAGGAUCUUGUAGCAAUUCUUAAGUGCAUGAUAAUAUCGCACCUGUGCACACCAAGCAUGUUCCGUUCCUGUUUCUAGGCUCAUUUACAUCUGCCAAUUAGAGUGCCUAGUAGAUACCAUGGUUUGAGCGCCCGCUAGACUAGGUGGGGCAGCUAGGGGGUCCCAGGGACAUGGCCAAUGAGAGCUCACUUGGCAUGGCCAAGUUGUCUCAGUUCUUUCCCCAUCUUCCUCCUUAGUAAAAAAGUAAUGGGCACUUUAACCUUUCACUUUCCUCAGUACUUAGCACAGAAGUGCCUUACCUUGCUUGAAAAGGGGGUCACUACUGUACAAUUUCUAAUGUGGGUUCAUGCUGCAAUAACUGUACAUUAUUCAAGAGUAAGCCCUACUGAAUUCCAAUAUGAGGAUUGCUCCCUCAUACAGUAUAUAUGUGCAGGAUUGAAGCCUGAACUGGUUGGUCUUAAAGGUGUCACACACGACUGUUAAAAACGGACCCUAUAAAUUUUGGACCUAUGGGAAAAUAUAGGUCUCCUCCACUUCAUUCAUUUCUACAUCUUUUGUCCAGAAUGUGGCAUAAAGUGCAGGGGGGUUAAGGAGACAAGGACUUGGGAGGCCAAGGUCAAAAUCAGCCGCAAAGCUCAGCUUGUGACUUUGUGCCAUUCAUGGUCUCUCAGCCUAACCUACUGCAUGUUGAUGGAGUGGCUAUAAAUGUAGCACUGAUAAUAUAGGAAAAUAUAUAGCAAAUAUAUUAAAAAUCAACAAUAUGAAUAUGAAUUGAAAGCUGUUGCAAUGCAAUGAUAAUGGUUAAGGGAAUUCCCCACCCCAGAUUACCAUUCCAGCUUCAGAAAUUACAUCUUCCUUGGCAGCACCAUUUACUAAUCAUGGUUGCUAUGAAAACACAAUCAACCUGAUACUUGCUUGGUGCAGUUGAUAACAUGAUCGGAAGCCCCCGCCACCUUUUGUUCUGGCUGAGAAAAUCCAGUGCUCCCUUUACAGUCUCUCACACUUGAGCUUGAGCUAAUGGAAAAGUUCAGGUGUAUCCAUUGCCCGGCUACAUGUGCACUGCAGACAGGGGGAAAGCAAAAUGCAGGACGUUUUGCAUUCUGCACAGGGUCAGAGAAGAAAUCAGUUCCCCUCACCCUGGCAGAAGGGAGCAGUGAUUUGACAGAAUGGAACAGCCUCACAUAACCACCUGAAAUGAACUUUGGAAGGCUUUCGCUGAAGGCAAUUUGACUUGAACCUUUCAAAGGGGCAAGGAGGGCGCAUUCUUAUGUUUGCAUUUUACCAACAAAUCAGAGGUAGCUCUGUCAGUCAAUUAGAAAAGCCAAAAUCAUAGCAAUACAGAGCCAUAUUCCCCAAAUGCCCUGCAUUCUUUUGUUUACUAUCCGGAAGCCUUCUGGGAACCUUAAAUAUUUGCUGACAACUUUGUGAUUCUGCAGUUGGCUUUAAUUAAACCUACUGCACUUCAUCUGCUGUUGGAUCACUGCCCUAUCUUGUCUGGUAAAGGCGAAUGUGACGUGCCCAUAGAUCUUCAUCACAUGCUGGAACAGAGUAUGAUUUUGCAGAAGGUCUAGUAAUGGUCCCUCAGCCACAAGGGGAAAGGGAUGAGCCAUUGCUGCUGCUGCUGUUGCUGUGAGUGCUGGAAGGAAGAGCGCUCCCUGCUGCAAGGCCCAUUUCCACCUGGCCCAGGGGGCAGGGCCCAGACUCACCUGGAACAGCUAAAAGAGGCUCCUGGGAGGCUGAAGGGACAUUGCUGCAACAACUCUUGGGUUGGGGAAACUGGCUAAAAUGUUUUAAACAGUUCUAAUUUUGGUUCCUCUGUUUUGUUUUUGUUGGGUUGGUGUUGGUUAAAUGUUUAGUUGGGGUUGGCGGUUAUUUUAAUUUGGGUAUAACUGUAAACUGUUAUUGUUAUUAUUGUUAGUGUUUUCUUUAUUGGUUUGCUUGUAUAAGGUAUUUUGUUUUUUAAUGUUUGAUGUUUUCUUGUGCUUUUAUUUAUGUUGUAAGCCGCCCAGAGUGGCUGGGGAAACGCAGCCAGAUGGGUGGGGUAUAAAUUUAAAAAUAAUUAUGAUUGGUCCUAGCAGUAAUGGCAAGCACUUCUGCUCCCUUGGAAGAAACAGGUGAUUCAAACAAGAAGGUCAAGUAAGAGUAGCCAAGCUGGUCUUACUAAUAUUUAUUUUUAUCUAUUCAUCUUAUGGGUAGGAGAAAACACUGGCAACUUGAUGGAUAUUCUUCUUUCCUACAUUAAAGCUUGUUGUACAUUCAGCUUCUGUGGUCUGAUUUGAUUAAAACUGUAGAGUGCUAGUUGAAUUAGGGAAAACAUGCCUGAUAUAAUUCAAGGGGCAAGUGGGACUGACAACCUCAUCACGCCUCCUCAUUCAUCUCCCUGUCAAAACCCAACGCAUGAACCGCAUGAAUUACUUCUUCUCCUGUGCAAAAAGCAGCUCAAUAGGAAAAGGCAAUCUGGCUAAGAAAGAAGAGAGCUAAACAAUGGAUGUUGAGGGAAAGCCGCUGCUGGAUGUGAUAUCAUGAGUUGCCGGGAAGCAAUGAGACAGGAACGAUACCCAGUGAAAUUUAAAAAAAGCAGGGUUAUGGUCUUCAUGGAACCCAUAAUGUAUUUCUUUUUUUAAAAAAUCCCCUCAUUCACCUGUGAGACUCUGAUAUGGGAUGUAAAAUAAGGUUGUUGUUUUUUAAACUUUAUUACUAAACUUUGGAAUUAAUAUCUUGGGAUCUAAUGGUAAAGUUUGGAUCGUGAAGCUGUACUGCUUUAGCAUGUGGUUCCUGAUGAGCUACCUUCUCCCCUAUGUACCUGCCCACUAAGAUCACCUACAGAGACCUUCUCUUGCUGUACCCAGACUUGAGAACUUCCGACCCAGGGAAGUAGCUGGAAUUUUGCCACUGUGCUGAGGCCCGCUUGUUAAGCAAGCUCAGAGGCUGAAUUCCUUACUUAUUACAAUUAUAUGCAGCCUUUCUGGUUUUAAAGUGCUUUUAAAGUGCUUAACAGCUUUUUAAAAGUGCUGUUUGUUUUUUAUUUUUGUAAGCUGCCUUGAAAUUCAGGAGAAAUGGCAGGGUCUAAAAUAAAUUUUUUUUGGUAGAAAGUGCUGAAUAAGUGUAACAACAACAACAACAACAACAACAACAACAGCUGAGUUUUUUGUAUGGGUUCCCUAAAGCAAUAUGACUACAUAGCACCAUAAUGUGCAUACAGUUGGAUGAGCAAAAUGGAGAAGUGUUGCUUCCUGUUGAGUAGAAACUUCUACUGAGAGCACGCAGGUGGGGGCUGUUGGGUAUCUGGGUGCACUUCUGCUGGCUCAGAGGGGUUUGCACUGGUUAAGACAAAGCAAGAGACCUCCAGCUUCCCAGGCUAUCCCUAUACUUUUAUCACUACGCUGACCUCCCUCCCCCUCUUUAAUGUUUAUUUAGACUGGUAAGUGUAAGGUUCCGUCCUCUUUACAACUUCCUGCUCCUCCUCUCACACUUUUUCUGGACCUUGAGGUGAGAGUUAGUCUUGGAUCUUUAUUUUGAGAGCAAAGGUGGGAAGCAUGGAUUCUUUGCUCCUCCAACUAGAUAGUUAGCUAGGACUAUAGAAUGCUUCCCUAUUGAGAAUGUAGAUCAGGGGUAGGUAACCUAAGGCCCGGGGGCCGGAUGCGGCCCAAUCAUCUUCUCAAUCUGGCCUGCGGAAAGUCCAGGAAUCAGCGUGUUUUUACAUGAGUAGAAUGUGUCCUUUUAUUUAAAAUGCAUCUCUGAGUUAUUUCUGGGGCAUAGGAAUUCGUUCAUUCCCCCCCCCAAAAAAAUAUAGUCCGGCCCCCCACAAGGUCUGGGGCCUACGGCUGAAAAAGGUUGCUGAGCCCUGAUGUAGUUCCAUUAGUAAACACAACCUUUCUUACUUACCUGACAGUAAGAGCUGUUCGACAGUGGAAUUUGCUGCCAAGGAGUGUGGUGGAGUCUCCUUCUUUGGAGGUCUUUAAGCAGAGGCUUGACAACCAUAUGUCAGGAGUGCUCUGAUGGUGUUUCCUGCUUGGCAGGGGGUUGGACUCGAUGGCCCUUGUGGUCUCUUCCAACUCUAUGAUUCUAUGAUACUUUAUACCAAGACUCAGUCUGAAUACUUUCCAGCCAAAGGUGUUUUCCAAGCAAGGAUUCAUUUAACUAAACUAACUUCUGCUGCUGCUGCUGCAUAUAAAGUCUGCAUUCUAAGCAGGCUGGGCAGCGUUCCUAUGCAGAAAACCCACAAACUCUCUCAGCGAUCCAGCGCCUCACCUUUGAAUUCCUCUUUCCAUUUCAGUUUGUCAGGAACCCACUUUCAUUAUUUUAGCCCCCAGUUUAUUGUUAUUUUAUUCAUUUCUGGAUUGAAGAGUUUUCCAUUUUCUUGAGCAUUUAAUAAAAUCUGAUUGUCUUGCUGCUGCUGCUGCUGCUACAAUGCUGGGAAAUGUGAAUAGGACUAGGCUGCAGCUUUUAUUUUGUUAUUAUUUUAAAAUGCUGUAAGCUGCCUGCCUCCAGAGUCUUUCAGGGUAGAAACAUUUGAAUAAAAUAAUAAUAAAACAAAUACGGCUAUUUCAUAGUCUCUCUCUCUCUCUCAACAGGCGAGAGGCCUUUUGAAUGCCGUUGGGAAGAUUGCAACAAAAAGUUUGCCCGUUCCGAUGAGCUGGCGCGACAUUUCCGCACUCACACUGGGGAGAAAAAGUUUGGCUGCCCUCUCUGUGAGAAGCGCUUCAUGCGCAGUGACCACUUGACGAAGCACGCCCGCCGCCACAGCAAUUUCCACCCCAGCAUGCUCAAGAGGAGGAGCGGCAGCAGCUCCCGGACAGGAUCGGUCAGUGACUAUAGCCGUUCAGACGCAUCUAGUCCCACCAUCAGUCCUUCAAGCUCCCCGUAGACCUGCCUGCACUGGACGCCAGCACUUUGCUCUUAUCAUUUUAUAGAUAUCAUUUUUGGAGUUUUAUUUGCCUUGCACAUUUUGCUUAUUCCCCCCCCCGUCUUUUUUUGUUUUUGUUUUUAUACAUCGUUUCUCCAGCAGAUUAUCUAUGGCACAAUGGAACUAACACUGAUAAGCCUCUUCUCCAUCUUCUGCCAGCAAUUUUUCUUCCUGGUCAAGAUUUUCAGUUAUUUUGUCAGCCAGCCUUCACUCUCCAGAGCCUUAAGAAGACGCUCCUGUUAAUUGUUUUUAAAUAUAUCUAUAUGUGUGUAUAUUUUUUAAAAAAUACCUUUGCUCAGGUGUCAAAGCAAAUUUUAUAAAAAAGAGGUUACAAAAGAGGAAUGCCUAAUUGAACUGGAUUGACUUUCCACCACUCCACAACCUCCUCUCAACUUUCUCAGGGAUAAGUAUUUAUGUAACACAGUAAGUACAAUGAAGACACACUCUCUGCAGCCUCAGCGGGCAAACAGAUCUGCACUCAAAAUGAGUGGGGCCGAGUUCUUCCACUCACUGAGGAGGAAACCAGCGCUGGACUUCGCACUCAAAUGGUUUGGUUUCACAUUUGCUAUAGAUAGGUUUGGGGAAUCAGGACCAUCUAUGGCAUGCCCCUGGAUGACUUCCUUAAAUCCCUCUCCCUGCCCCCACCCCGUC